Molecule: messenger RNA, 4858 nt
Organism: Menidia menidia (Atlantic silverside)
Lineage: Eukaryota; Metazoa; Chordata; Actinopteri; Atheriniformes; Atherinopsidae
Source: the annotation of a GenBank genome assembly
AUGUAUAUUAUGAAUCGUUAUAAUGGAUGUUUCAUCGCUUUUGUAUCUUUGUUCUUCAUUCUGGUCUCCAUCACCACCUUCUGCUUGGAGACUCACGAGGCUUUCAACAAAAUCAUCAACAAAACCGAUCCACGGAAUAGCAGCGGGCAAGACUCUGGUCCACAGUAUGAGAUUGAAACUGACCCUGCACUCACGUAUGUGGAGGGAGUUUGCGUUUUCUGGUUCACCAUUGAAUUCCUAGUGCGGGUGACCUUCUGCCCGGUCAAGCUGGAGUUUGUAAAGAGUGUUCUGAACAUCAUUGACUUUGUAGCCAUCCUGCCUUUCUACUUGGAAGUAGGGCUGAGUGGCCUUUCUUCAAAGGCCGCCAAGGAUGUGUUGGGUUUCCUCAGGGUGGUGCGCUUUGUUCGUAUUUUGCGUAUCUUCAAGCUAACGCGUCAUUUUGUGGGGCUUAGGGUGCUCGGCCACACAUUACGGGCCAGCACCAAUGAGUUCCUGCUGCUCAUCAUCUUCCUGGCAUUGGGAGUGCUCAUUUUUGCCACCAUGAUAUAUUAUGCGGAACGAAUUGGUGCCAAGCCCAAUGACCCCACUGCUAGCCGCCACACCAAGUUCAAAAAUAUCCCCAUCGGAUUUUGGUGGGCUGUGGUGACCAUGACUACUUUGGGCUAUGGUGACAUGUAUCCAGAGACCUGGUCAGGCAUGGUUGUAGGUGCAUUGUGCGCCUUAGCUGGUGUACUGACGAUAGCCAUGCCUGUGCCAGUCAUCGUCAAUAACUUUGGGAUGUACUACUCUCUGGCAAUGGCCAAGCAGAAGCUACCCAAGAAGAGGAAGAAACACAUCCCUCAGGUACAGGGAGGUUCUCCAUCCUACUGCAAAGCUGAUCUCAACACCACCUGCAACAGCACUCAAGGGGACCUGUGCCAUGUCAGAGGAGGCAGGAUACUUGAGCGCAAUCGUUCAGUUUUAUCAGCAGACUGCAGCGGUGGCAGUGACCUUACUAUGUCUCCGGAGGAAAGAAUCCCAAUGCGAAGGUCCAGUACCCGAGAGCAGGACCAUCUGAGUGGGGGGACAUGUUUCCUCCUUGCUGCUAGUGACUACACCUGCCCAGCAGAUGGAGGUAUACGAAAAAUAGGCUACGAGAAAUCUCGGAGCUUAAACAACAUAGCAGGCAUGACUGGCGUGGCUGGCAACGCCUUGAGGUUGUCUCCUGUGGCCUCGCCCUAUGGAUCACCCUGUCCACUGCGCCGCUCUCGCUCCCCUAUUCCCUCCAUCCUGUGAGACGUCCAUCCUGUAGCCAUCUUUGGCCCAAACCCCGCAUCCUACCACCCUCACAGACCACUUCUUUUUAGCAUAACGCCUGAACUCUGCUCUAGAUAUUGUGAUCUGUGGAUAAGUACUUCAAAUUGUUGCUGGGACUAAUGUUAAUAGUCAAGGCAAUAUGAGCAAGCUCUCAUUUUUCCCCUUCUUCCUAAAAGUACAUGUGGUUAGUUAGAGUCCAGAAGUAAUUUGUCUGUUCUCCUGUGUCACUUGGAGUUCCCAUUAGUUCGAUGUUGUUCUCUGAGACUUGCAAUAAAACAAUUCUGACUAAUGGCUUCAGAAGUAGCAGCCAUAACAUUUAAUAUGUAUUAAUAAUCAGGGAUAUUAGAUGUUGUGAUGAGGUACCUUGAAAAAGUUGUGCUUCCAAAAUUAGAAAAAGAGAUGUCACUUAAUUUUGUCCACAUACAACUGUGACUGUGUUUUUGGUUCGCUGUUAUUUUUAGGCUAGGAGGAGGUGCAAUGUUACUCUUUUGUUUCAGCUCACACAUACAUACAGUCUGUCUCUCCUCUCCAGCUGUUGCCUGCUCAUGUUUGUGCACGGAUCAUCAUUUAGCCAUCCUCGGCAAACAGUAGAGGCAAAUAGUAAGGAAAGAUACGAGACAAAUUACUAAUUCAGUAUUAUCGUGCUGGGCUGUGAAUGUGGGUGGAGGGAUGAUGCCUCCACUUGUUUCAUGUUUUAUUUCUUUGGCUUCACUAACAAUCUACGACGGUGACUGAACACAGAACAGCAGCUUAUAAUGUGCGUUUCUCUCUGCUCAGUUGCUGUGAUAGAUUCAUGUUUAACUUUUCCUUUGAUGGAGUGCAACUGUUCUGUUUCUGGUUUACUCACAGAUAACUGCAAAGAGAUUGUCUUUACUGGUUUCACACAAGCAGAGAGCAGCGUUCUGUCUUAAUGGCUUGGGAAAAGGCACCACCAUGGCAGAAAGGUAACCACCUGAAGGGGUGUGAGGUUCAGAUUGCAGUGUGAACAACUUGCUGUUUGUUAAUUAUAAUUUCUGUUUUUGUUUGGACUAAAAUGAAUGCUACUUACUUACUAUUACGAAGAGAUACCGUGUCCUUGUUCACAGAGAUUCGCACAAACUCCUCUUCAUUAGACACCAAUAAAGACUCUGCAUGUAGUAUAAUUGUUACCAAUUGAGUACAUUAAUCAAAAGGUAUUGCACAUUGGGGGUUUUUCACAAGGGAAUAUAACAGUUUGCACCCUAUAAUUGAUUUAUUUAAGUUAAAAAUCUGAAAAAAAAAUAGUUUUGAAAAUCACCAGUUACUACAAAGGGCUAUUAAAUGCUCUCAAGUACCCAAAUCAGACUAACUAAACCUGAAUCCCCUUACAGUUUGCAGGUUUUUAUAUAAACUCAUAUAUCAAACUGUAAACAUUUUUUUUCUAUGACGGAUGUAAAAUGAUCUCUGCACACUAACAGGUGUGUUAGAGCAGACAACCAUUCAGCAAUGUGCCUCACCCAUCCCUGCAGUGUGUCUAUACCCCUAGCACAGGGUUGCUUAGCAACUGGCUUACAGCUAGAUUCAUCUUACGCACAACUCAGCAAAAAGUCAAACAAUUAAAAAAAACUUCUCUCUGUCUGUACACCUCAUUAUUGAUUCACUCCCAGUCCCUCAUCCCCAAUUAAAUUGCUGAAAUGGAAAGUUUUCAUAAAUCCGUAUAGACUUUUGGAUCAUGAUUGAUUUGUACUAAAAAGCCUACGCACCAUAAUGUAUUCUGAAAUUACAUCAACAGGUCAUGUAUUUCUAAUACUCUGAGAUGUGUUUAUUUAGACAAACUCAUUUCCCAUUUAAAUCACAGUGAAAUAAUGUCAACAGUAAUGAUGACCUAUUGCAGUGGAUGACCACAUGUGGAGCCAUAAGGAUGAUAUGGAUAAGGAGCCGCAGACGCUAUUGACUGACAGCUGUCCAGCUAAAGGCUCAGCUAUCAGGGAAAGAACUUUAAAAAAAAAAAUCCUGAGAGGACUUUGAUAAGCCCCCAUAUUUAUUUUUUGCCUCAGUUUUGGAAAUCUUGGAGAAAACCGAGGAGAAAAUAACGGACCUGUCUUUAAAAAAGACUAUCGAAUUGAUAGAUAGUUACUGCUCCUGUAAAUACAAGAAAGCAGCACAUCUGGGCGAAGUGGCUCCGUCCACAAAUCUGUCUAUUGACUUCGAGUCAUGUAACCAACUCGGUUGGUGGUUGCUAGUUGCGCAGUGACAGUCAACACCAAUCACUUUUCUUGCUGUGGUGUCCCCCCUCGCAAUAAGUGUAUUUAAAUGUAUCAGUUGAGGCACUUUGUGUUCUUAAAAUGGGGUGUAUUCAUAUGAAAAUCUACUUAAAAUUAUAUACAGUAUAGAAAGACAAAUGUGCUAAGUUGAAUAAAUGUGACAUUCUGGUCUUCUCUGCUUUUGUUUUAAUUGGUAAUUUCAGUAGGUUAAUUGCUCAGCUGCGUGUAAAUGUGUACGUGUGGGUGGAUGUGCGUGUGUGUGUGUCAGGUUUGUGUGUGUGUGUGUGCAUCCUAAUAUUUCAGCUUGAGAUCUGCAGUCUGAAAAAGAGCAGGUCAGGGAGGACCAGCAAGUGGAACUGAUGCUGACUCUUCCAAAUUAGAUUUAGCACAAACCUGAAAGAGAUAGAGCUCCCCUGAGAUGCAGCCGCCAUUGUAGAAGUCCCCCUUUUUCUGUGCAUCUAACAUGCAACUACCCUGCGUCAGUGCUGCAAAUGUUUGUCUCUUUAAAAACCAAAUUAUUCUUACCAGAUUAUUCCUUAUAAUUCCUGGUGGCUAAAAAAAAAAAACUUUUAAUAAAACUGCAUGACUUGAUUCUUCCAAACUAUUCCCCGUGUUGGGGCGGAGCAAGAGUGUAGCAGAAAUUUACCAAGUCAUAAAGGGACUUCUAGAAUGGCUACAUCUGCACAGUAGCAAUCCCGUGUAUCCAAACAAUCAGAUCGGAUAUGCAGUUAGCAUCCGAUGACAAAAAGCGCCGAUCCACACUGUGAAUUCAGCAGCCGGUUUAAACACGAAGGCGGAAAGGGGAAAAAAAGCAAAAGGGGAAAAUGCAGCUGACAAUGCUAAUGGGCAGGACUGACGAAUGGCACAACUUAUGUGGCAUGUAGGUAGCAUCCUGCAUAGUUAUCACCCUAUACUCAUAAUCCUCCUUGUGUAGUAAACACGCUGCUUUUACUCUUUGAAAUGUCAAAGAAGUAUCAUUCUUUGUGUAUUUUUAGAAUGAUGUUGUAACUUUAAAAAAAAGGGUUUAUUUUUGUUAAUCCAGAACACAUAUUUUUGUGUCUUACUGUUGAGUGCAUUGCUCUCACCUGUGGAAGUCAUGGUAGUCUGAUGCUGUGUUUUCUCCAUUAUGUCCUCAAAUUGUCAGUCUUCUGAUCCAGUUUUCAGUUUUGUAUGUUUUACUGUGAGUAAAAUACAAGUUUGAAGUCUGUAUUCGUGGAGCCUUUUGUUGGCAUUCUAAAGUGCAUGCUGAGAAAAAAAAAACACUAUGUCAAACUGUACAAGAAAGGUGACAUACUGUAUAUCACACUGUGUAUAGUAAAGGUAAAUGCUAUGUGAGAGAU